AUGGCUACCCAGGACGGCUUCUACCUCGAGAACAGCAAUGGUAUUCUCCGUCGCGGUCUCAAAUGUGCUGGUGUCAUCACACCCCCACAAAAUGUCACCGCCAGACAAUCCACUUUCGACGUGAUAGUCGUGGGCGCUGGUUACGCAGGCCUGACAGCGUGCAGAGACCUUUGUACAUCCGGAUUCAAGGUGCUCCUUCUCGAAGCGCGAGACAGAAUCGGCGGGCGAACCUACACCGUGGAUGUUGGCGGACACUUGUAUGAGAUGGGGGGUACCUGGGUUCACUGGAAUCAGCCCCAUGUAUACCGCGAGAUGUCUCGUUACCGCAUGACGUCGCUCUCUACCAGCCACAUUGAAAACAGCGCAGGGCACAAUUACCAUUCUACCGUCUUCCAGGGCAAGACUACGAGAAUGGACCCUGAAACGGCGCACAACCUGACUGAAAAAGCGUUCCGGAUGCUCUGCGAUGUCGAUGGAAAGUUGGGUCGGCGAGUCAUGCCCUAUCCACACGAUCCACACUAUUCCCCGGACGCCAAAGAGUGGGAGACCAUGUCAGUUGCGCAGCGGCUCGAGCAGAUAAAAGCAGACCUGACGGCUGAGGAGGUCUCCUUGCUGAAAUCAAGCCUGUCUUCGAUUUGUGGAGCCGGCAUGGACAAAGCUGGCUUCUUUGACGUUCUCCGGUGGUGGGCUUUAGGGGGAUACACAAUGGACGGAGUAUAUGAGACCGGGGAUCAAUUCAAAAUUGCAGCCGGACAGUCCAGCUUCGCCAGGUGCUUCUUUGACGAGGCAAUGAGGACGAACAACCUCACCUACGCGUUCAAUACAACCAUCACGUCAGUUCAAGACCAGGAGAACCGCGUUGUGGUCAACGGCAACUGGUCUGCGAAAAGAGUCAUCUGCACUGUUCCGCUGAACGUCCUGCACAAAGUCAGAUUCGAGCCGACUCUCAGCCCAAACAAGAUGGCAGUCGCCAAUAUCAACCAGGGUGCAAAGUUCCACCUUGAAGUGGCUGGGCCUGCGCUCCGAUCAUGGUCUGGUGCAGCCUGGCCCGUCAAAAGACUCUGCCAUGGAUCUGGAGAUGGCUUGACUCCGGAGGGCAAUACUCAUCUCGUUUUCUUUGGAUCGAACAAAGAUUUUAAUUCUCCUGAGCUAGAUGGUCAUGACUUCGUUGCUGAUUGCAAAGAUCUGCAUGAUAUGGAUGUCAAGAAGACGAUAUGGCACAAUUGGAGCAAGGAUCCCUUUGCAGAAGGUGCAUGGUGUAUGUUCGCCCCGGACUCCAGCUUCCAGCACCUCAAGGCGCUUCAGCAGCGAGCUGGCAACGUCGUUUUCGCAAACUCGGACUGGGCAGUGGGUUGGCGGGGGUUUAUUGAUGGUGCAAUCGAACGAGGCGCACUGGCUGCUUACGAUGUCUCUUUGGAUCUUCGUCCGCCAGAGAUCGAGUCCAAGAUAUGA
Molecule: messenger RNA, 1452 nt
Organism: Aspergillus puulaauensis
Lineage: Eukaryota; Fungi; Ascomycota; Eurotiomycetes; Eurotiales; Aspergillaceae
Product: flavin monoamine oxidase family protein
Exons: 3
Coding region: 1-1452 (483 amino acids)
Molecular function (GO): oxidoreductase activity
Source: RefSeq, a predicted model, not a curated record